UUUUGUUUGUCGUAAUAUCAGACAACCACUGCGUUUUCGACCAAAUUCAGAAAUUACUUCAGCUCUAAAAACUCUCGUGGGUCAGGUGACCACCGCCAUUGUCAGGAGAAACUAUAGCUAGUAGCUACAACAAUUAUCUGCGACAACACACACGUAGUCGCCGUCGUCGUCGUCGUUGCAGUCGUCGUCGAGUGGAAACCCCAAUUAGCGAGCGACCCCCUCGCUAAACUGCGCUGCGCAAAUGGCCGUUGGCACUUGUCGGCGGGAAUAGUAGACUAGACACCUAGGAUACGCGAUGGACGAUCUGUCGCAGGGCGACAUUUGUCGCGUGUGCCGCUGCGAGGCGCAGCAGGACCGCCCGCUCUUCUAUCCAUGCAUCUGCACGGGCAGCAUCAAGUACAUCCACCAGGACUGCCUGAUGCAGUGGAUGCGCUAUUCGCACAAGGAGUACUGCGAGCUGUGCGGCCACCGCUUCAGCUUUCAGCCCAUCUACGCCCCGGAUAUGCCGCGCGUGCUGCCCGUGAAGGAUGUGCUCGUGGGUCUCAUGUCCGCGGUGCUGGAGGCCGCCCGCUGCUGGCUCCACUACUCGCUGGUGGGCCUCGCCUGGUUCGGACUGGUCCCCCUCUCCGCCUACCGCACCUAUCGCUAUCUCUUUCGGGCCAACUCCUUUGACAUGAUCCUCUCGCUGCCGUUCGACAUCUUCUCCAUGGAUAAUCUGCCUUCGGAUGCCUUUCGUGGAUGCUUUGUGGUCACCUGUACGCUGCUCUCCUUCAUUGGCCUCGUCUGGCUGAGGGAGCAGAUCCUUCAUGGCGGCGGACCCGAUUGGCUGGAGCGCGACGAUGCCCCUGCGGCCGCCCAGCCAGCUGCGGCUGCUGCCGCUCCAGGGCCUGCGGCCGCCCCUCCGGCCGAUGAGGCAGAUGCUUUCGCUGCCGCUGCGGCUGCCGCUGCGGCUGCCGCCCAAGAUGACAACAACAAUGGCGAGGCCCCACAGGAUGUGCCCCCCAUGGACAAUGCAGCACCGGCCCCGGCCGACAACGAAGGCGAUGUCCAGGGAGCAGGCGGAGAUCCGAGAAAUCCAGCUCCAGUUGCCGCUGGGAACCCAGCAGAAGCAGAGGCCGAUGAACAGAACUGGAACCCCAUGGAGUGGGAUCGGGCCGCCGAAGAGCUGACCUGGGAGCGGCUCCUGGGACUGGACGGUUCGCUGGUCUUUCUGGAGCAUGUCUUCUGGAUCACUUCCCUCAACACGAUGUUCAUCUUUACGUUUGCCUUCUGCCCGUACUGCGUGGGCAACUUCAUACUGAGCUCCAUGGACCUGCUGCAGCCGGAGAAGCCUCUGCUGCACUUCCACGGCCUGAUAACGACUCUCUUUGGCUACUGCUGCAUCGGACUGACGCUCGUUGUGCUGCAAUUUCUCGCCCACACCUUCCAAAUGCGUCGCGUCUGCUGGUUCAUCGGCCUCUGCUACAUUGUGGUGAAGGUCUCGCUCCUCUCUGUGGUGGAGAUUGGCGUGCUGCCGCUCGUCUGCGGCUGGUGGCUGGACAUCUGCUCGCUGCCCCUGCUCGAUGCCAGCCUGAAGGAUCGCAAGGCGAGCUUUAAGGCGGCCCCGGGCACCUCCCUCUUCAUUCACUGGAUGUUUGGCAUGGUCUAUGUCUACUACUUUGCCGCGUUCAUCUCUCUGCUGCGAGAGGUGCUGCGUCCGGGCGUGCUAUGGAUCUUUCGCAACGUCAACGACCCCGACUUCAGUCCCAUUCAGGAGAUGAUCCAUGUGCCCAUUGUGCGGCACAUCCGGCGACUGGUGGCCUCGGCCAUGAUCUUUGGCUUCGCGGUGCUCCUGAUGCUGUGGCUGCCCAUACGCAUACUGCAGGUGGCCUGGCCCAAUUUCUUGCCCUAUGCCCUGAGCGGAGAUGCGGAGGUGAACGAUUUGAGUCUGCAGCUGUUGCUCCUGCAGAUUGUCUUGCCCGGGUUCUUUGAGCAAACCCAAACACGCAUCUGGCUGAAGGGUGUGCUCCGCAUCUGGUGCACGGCCGUGUCCUGGCUUCUGGGAAUACGCAGCUACCUAUUGCCCGCUCCAGAGCCCGAGCCGGCAGCCGCCGCCGAAGGCGAGGGCGAGGGCGUGGGCGUGGACGGAGCCGUUGAAAACGCCAAUCCAGAUGUGGCGCCGCAGGCUCCACCGCCACCACCGCCGCCGCCCCCUGUGGAUCCGUUUCCCAUACAUCUACCGCGAAAUCUGGCCGCCGCCCAUCAGGCGAUCAUGCAGCGGGAUGCGCCCAUGGGCUUCCAGCCGUACGAGAAGCCCACUCUCUUCGCCUUCCGCCUGUGCGCGCUUAUGACUCUGAUGUGCCUGUCGAUUGUGGGCGCCGCCAUACUGACGCUGACGGUGCCCGUGUACAUUGGUCGCCGCCUGAUGGUGCUCUGGACGGGACAGCAGGCCGAGAAAGGAGUUGCUGCUGCUGCCGCGGCGGAAGGACCCCUGCCAGCCGUAGAUCCCGAGGCGGCAAGGAAGAAUGAGCGACUGUUGCGCGCCCACGAGCUGUACACCGCCGAGAUUGGGGGCUAUCUUUGCUGGAUUGUGCUCCGCGGAGUGGCUGUGGUCGCGACCCUCCUGCCCCAAGGUCGCACGGCGAUUGUCAACAAGCUGAAGCACUGGGCCACCGUCACCCUGCAGUACGCCCUGCCCGUGAUCACGCUGGUGGGCAUCUUUGUGCUUGUGCCGCUGCUUUUCGGCCUGCUCCUGGAGCUGGUGGUGGUGAUACCGCUGCGCGUGCCCCUACGCAAGACACCCAUACACUUCUUGUGGCAGGACUGGGCGCUGGGCAUGCUCUACACAAAGAUAGCCAUUGCUCUGACCCUCAUGGGGCCCGAGUGGCAUCUGCGGCGUGCCCUGGAGCGCGCCUACACGGAUGGACUGCGAGAUUUCGACCUGAAGUUCGUGAUGCGGGACUUGGCCGGGCCGGUGGUGACGACCUUUGGCCUUGCCCUGGCCAUACCCUAUGUGAUGGCCAGGAUGGUGCUGCCCGUCUUCUUUGUGGAUCGCUACACGCGGCAGUGCAUCUAUCGGCUGGUGUAUCCCGUCAGCUUCGCCGCGGUGGGCACCAUCUGUUUCGUUCUCUUCCAGAUCAAGCAGCUGAAGAAGCUCUAUCUCUCGAUCAAGGUGGACAAGUACUUGGUGGGGCAGCGUCUGGUCAACUAUGAGAACCGCAAGAAGCAGCAGCAGCAGCAGCAGGAGGAGGAGCAGAAGGCACGCGAGCUGAAGGAGCGCAGGGACAAGGAGAAGGAGCUGGGCGUCGAUAUGGCAAUGGUGCCCGAGGAGUAUGCCGAUCUUUACGGCGCCAUCGACGAGGAGCCGGAUCAUGCGGACCUCCUUGCACGUGUGAGGAGACGCCGAGAGCUACCGCCACGGCCCCCCCUGCGGCCAGACGCCAACGAAGAGCUCCUCUAAUGCUGCUCCUCUGCCUGUGCCUAUCGUCGUGUAUAUCUUUGUCGAAGACGGAAGCUGACGGACAAAUCUUCAAGUGAAAUAUACAAUUUUUUUUGUUUCUUCCUGCUUAGCGCCCCUUGCUCUACGGCCCCCCCCCACCACACGCAUACAUAUGUUCUUGGUUAAGUUAAGCUUCUGUUGUGGUUAGUUUUUAUGUUUUAGCUACAAUUGUUGAACUCGAGAUGACCCCCGCUCCCCCCACUGACCGUGUCUAGAUUCUAGAGUUUAAGUUGUACCUAGGAAUAUAAGAGAAAACAAACAACACCUAUGCAUCUACUGCACUUCAAAAUAAGUAGAUAACCCCCAAAACAUAGUGUAGAGUAAUGGCCCAUAUAUUAGAUCGAAGGCCCUCUUGAGAAUCCCUCUUGAGAAUCGUCUAAAGGACAUGCGAAAUUUCCCCUUUCGAGAAUCGAAACCAAAACCAAAUUCAAAAUAGAUGAAAAUUAGGAAACGAUUAACGAAA
Molecule: messenger RNA, 3941 nt
Organism: Drosophila persimilis
Lineage: Eukaryota; Metazoa; Arthropoda; Insecta; Diptera; Drosophilidae
Product: E3 ubiquitin-protein ligase MARCH6
Exons: 2
Coding region: 296-3439 (1047 amino acids)
Cellular component (GO): endoplasmic reticulum membrane
Molecular function (GO): zinc ion binding
Source: RefSeq, a predicted model, not a curated record